UGUGUGUGUGAGAGAGAGAGCUGUAGCUGACAUGAAGCACGCUGUACGUCGACUGAGAGGGACUGAAGUGAACGCACGACGGAGUAUCUUAAGGAGCGCGGUUUCAUUCGAUCUCGUUCACUGACGAUUAAAGGAUGUUCAGAAUACAAGGAAUGCAUCCAGGGUAAAUGAACCUGACAGCCCUACAGGAGCAACCUAUGCCUAAUUUUGCUUUCACCAUGGAGGUUAAUGCAACUGCAGAGAGACUGACCGAAAUGACAUGUACAACUUCCACUCCACCCUCAGUUUCUGUCUUUCUGAAGCCAGGCAAAGUUGAUGAUUGUAGCAACAACCAGACUCUUUCAAUAAGCAAGCAGACAGGCCUUCCUGUUGCCUUCCCUCUUGUGAAAUCCAGCAACAACUCUACGAAGAGCAGUUAUACAAGCAGUAAUAUUAUAGCAACUCUGGAAAAUGAAUCUGUUUGGAGUAGAUUUCACUGCUUGGGCACAGAGAUGAUUCUCACAAAGCAAGGCAGGCGCAUGUUUCCCUGCUGCCGCUUUAGACUGAGUGGAUUGGAUCUAGAGAGGAAGUACACACUGGUUAUGGAUAUUAUGCCAUUAGAUGCCUUUACUCACAAAUGGAAUGGAAAGACUUGGGAACCUGCUGCUGUGGGUGAGCCACCUGUGCGUGCCAGAGUUUGUGUUCACCCAGAGUCCCCAGCCUUCGGUCAUCAAUGGAUGGAGAGCCCAGUGUCCUUUUACAAGGUGAAGCUAACCUGUAUCUCCACGGACCAAGAUGGUUGUGUAUUUUUGUACCCGAUGCACCGUUACCAGCCACGUCUUCAUGUUGUUCCUGUAGAUCCAGACUCAAAAGCGUCUACUACACUUGACAGUCCAAAUGUUCAGACAUUUACCUUCCCUAAAACAGAGUUCUAUGCAGUCACAAGCUACCAGAACCCACAGAUCACCCAGCUUAAAAUCGACUGUAACCCUUUUGCCAUGGCCUUCCGUAAAGACAGCCAGAGCAUUCGUCUGCUUCAGGACAAACUCGGUCUUUGCUCUCCUGGAGGCACACAGUCACAGCCAUCUGGUUUGAAUUUGUCCAUCCAUAACAGUGAACAAAACAGAAAAGAGUGUACAUUAAAGGAUGCAACCUCACCCUGCACGAAAGACCACAGGGAAAGUCUUUCUCCAGGAUCAUCACCUGGUAAAGAAAGAGAGGGGAUAUUGAUAAAAAUGAAGAAUGCAGUCUCAGGUUACCUGAAUGGUGCUUUGUGCAAAGAGGAAAUUAAUUCCAAUGAGACCAAUGAAGACAAGGAAGUUGUCAAGCAAUCUUUGACACAACUUGCGCUGGAUGAGCACCUAGCACCUUUGGAUGUUGAGCCAAGUGUAACUGCGCCCAUACAAGAACCCUCACAAACCAUGAAUGGAUCUCCUGCAAGCUCAAACGUUGUCUCUAGGGAAGCAGUUCAUUCCCAGCUCGGCUAUGCACAUGGCAAAUCACCUACAGAAGCAGCAAUAUCUGCUCAGGUUUCUCAGGGGAGAAUGAAACCGAAAUUUUCUGCCUUACCCAAGCCACGUUUGCUUAAUACUAGCCAAGUGAACAGGCGUAACACAACUGCUCAUUUUAGGCGUAAGCCUUUUCGUAGGGCUAGGAAAGCCAGGUCUAAAUGGUGGUCUAGUGUAAGGUAUUCAAAACCCCCUCUAGUAAUCCCUCCUCCUGAUGUGUCCUUACAACCAGACCUUGAAGAUGUAGAAGGAAUGCUGUUUGUGUCUUUUGCUGCAAAGCAAGCCUUGGAUGUUCAUGUUCAGAACAUGAAGCCUGUAGAAACAUCACCGCUUCCACUGCCUGAAAAUCAGUCAGAUGUUCAUGCUGUUGAAGAUGUCAGUCUUUCUGUGGAGGAGAGAAUUUCUAAGUUGGAGAGCACAUUACUGCUUCAUCUGAAACAGCAGAAGCACAGACAAGUCAUCCACCCACUCCUACAGGAAGUUGGUAUGAAGUUAAGUCUUCUGGAUCCAACGGCAGCUAUAGACCUACAGUACCUUGGUGUGCGCUUGCCUUUCCCCCCACCUGUUCAUAAUAGUUUGAAUCAAAUGAACCCCGAAAGCAUCUCACCUUCCCAUGAUGGAGCAGGUUCUUUUGUGUCUCGAACUGGAAAAACAAAUGAUCCCACAAAAAUAAAAGGCUGGAGAGAUAAAUUUAGCACCAGUGCAGUACAGAGUGCUCCUGAAGGUCUGAGAAACCAUUCUGCCUUCUGCAGUGACAUGCUGGAUGAGUAUCUUGAAAACGAGGCCCAGCAGAUCAGUGAUCGUGUUGCUGUCUUUUCCAAGAGCUCUUCAACUCCUGUAUCAUACCAGCUGCCUUCCAGGAGCAGCAGUUAUGUGGUCACUCUGGAUAGUCUGCUUAAGACCCGAUCCACAUCAUUAAACAAGGUUUAUUCCAGCCAUGCAAACGUCCAGGCCAGACCUCUUCUUGGGAGGUCUCCAGAAAACUCUGUGUCGUUUUAUUCAGAAGGAUCCUCCUAUAGUAUGUUUGAAAAUAAAACAAAAAGCAGUAAUUUUGCACGUUCAUUUCAAAGCGAUCAAGCCAUCAGUUCUACUGGACCACUUCCUAGACUUGGCAGAAAGAACCAACUAAGCAGGCCUCAGCUGCGGUGGAGUUAUGGUAUGAUGCCUGCUAAAAGGCAGAUCCAUUUCAUGCUCCAGGACUUGGAGGAAGAGGCAUUCUUUAAUGGAAAAGUUCGUACACACAUCACCACUGAGAGAGCCAAUUUUGCUCUCAGUUCACUGGUCACUUCUCAGAAAUCUGUGAAGAGGACUAAAUUCAGCACUCUCCAUCAUAAGGGUGAAUGUUCUGAGGAGUUCUGUCGGUUGGGCUGCAUUUGUGAUAGCCUACAGAGGAAGAUUCGAGGGCCCACUCACUGCCGACGAGAGCAGUGCAUGUUUGACUGCAGCUGUUUCAAGCACAAAGUUCUUCUGAUCCACCCUCCAAAAGUGACUAAAAUUCAGCGGGGCAGGAAGAGAGCACUGAUGGCUUUCCCAAUCGCAGACCCAGAGAAGGGGGAUAGACCACCACCUGCUACAAGUGUCACCACCUUAUGGAAGUUGAGGAUGGAAGAAAAUGACUCUGAGCCUUUAUUUAUUCCAGAGCCAGCACCUUCCUUUAAAAAAGUACCUCGCUUGCGCACCUAUGUUCCACGCCCAACUCCUCAGAUGCGGGAAGAGGACAAAGAUCCUGUGUACCUGUAUUUUGAAAGCAAGAUGACAUGUGCCCGUGUAAGAGAGUACAACAGCAAUCCACCUCCUCAGGUGCACAUGUUACCCAACAAAAAAUUGACGCAGGACACUGAGAAACUUAAUCAUUGUUUUGAAGCUGGUGUCCCACCCACCGCUCAAAAAAUAGCAGAAAAAAGUACUUCAGGAGCUGGAGAACACCCAAAAGGUGCACCCUCUGCAGUGAAUACAGAUGCUCCAGAGCCGACUAAACUGCUGGAAAUUCUGUCAGAAUGUAACUGGGAGCCUCAUCGGAACUUGGUGCUGAGUUCGCUGUUCUGGCGCAUGAGCAAUAACCUCCUUUCUGAGCCUUUCUGCGUUGGCAUGUACAGAGUUCAGCUUCUAUCCACCACACUCAAAAGAGGAGACACAUGUUCUACAGUCACAUACAAGGUAUGUGUGUCACGGUCUCAGGAAAGAAAGGCAACCAGUGAACUACAACCGAUGGUGACGAAAAUGUUGAAAACUGAAGUUUCAAAAGCCAAGGAAACACGAACUAAGAAAGGAAAUUGUGUAGUAUCAGCACACAUUGUUCCCCAGAAAAAGAGCAGCCCAUUGACUGACAAGCGAAAUAGGCCACCCUGCAAGAAAAAGUCAAGGAUUUUCCCCUUGCUCACUCAUGCCCUUCCUGCUGGAUAUCUCAGAGCUGCCAAAAAGAAACGAGGAGGUCCUGCUCAUGGGCUAAUAAGGGUAAAUGGCAAAAUGUACAAUCAAGCAAAAUUGUUAUUAGGCCAGAUGGGAGCAUUACACCCCGCCAACCGCUUUGCAGCUUUUGUCACUGGCAGACUGUGGCCUAAACCUCCAGAUCAGCCUAAGGUCCUAGCUGAUGUACCCAAACCUUGUCUUGUCCAAGCCCCUGCUGAGCCCAAUACUGUACCCAAAGUGAUAAAUAUUUCACAGACCACUCCCCCACCUUCUUCCAGACCCCUUCCAGCCAUUGCCCCCAAGACUAAAGCAGUUUCCAAAAGGACAAGAUCAAAGCUAACUCCCUUGACUGCCCUUUCAAAGCUUGUAGAGCAGAGCACAUCUCUGAAGGAAGAUGUCUCUAUAAUCUCUACUGGUCAGUCACUUGAUACAACUCCUCUUUUGUCUGCUGGCACCAAAUUGGUUAAUGUGCCAGUUCCACCUUCCAGCUCUGAAGGUACACCUUCAGAAACUGCCACAACUGCUGCUCUCCCACCUGGGCAGCAAGUGGUCCUUCAGCAUUUACCAGGAGUGCCGGGGUCAAACUUCUUCUGUCAGUACAAUGGCCAAGUAAUCCAGCUAGUGCCCAUUGGCCAAGGGCCUACUGGUCAGCCUCAACCCUGUUUAAACAGUGAAGGUAGCAUUCCACAGGUUAUUCAGACUACUAACACAUGCCUGCCUAAAGAUGCCACAUCCAUGCAGAAGCCUUUGAGCACUACUAUUCAAUCAAAACCAUUGCCCAGGCCUUUUCCAGUCAUUGCACCUAAAAUCUUCUCCCUUUCAGGAAGUAGUGGCAUGAAUAUUGCCAGUGGAACCCCAGCUUUCAAUUUACAAUCUAGUUUUUCAGGUAAAACGGGAACGUUCUCCUUCCGGAUAUGCCCUCCUAGUGCUGAGGGCAAAGCUGGAUCACAGCAGGGUGCUAAACCUCCAGAUCAGCUUGUUGCUGCCCCUGCUGCUUUGGUACUUCCUGGAGGGUUUACGCUCAUAAAACUUCCUCUAGGCCCUAGUGUACCCCCUAUGCCUGCAGAUUCCACCACAACUACAUCUCUUCCUGCUGAAUUGCCACAGAAAGAUGAAUGCAAGGAGAAAGUGAUGUCACAGAGUUGUUCCCCAAAGACUGAACAGACAUGCCAGGUCUCAGAAAGCAAUACAAAGAAACUCAUUCCAGACACCUCAAACACUAACUCAACAGAUGCAGCUGGCUUAAACCAUGGCAAGUGUGUCCUGACUUCAGAAAGUGUUGCUGAAGAUAGGUUUAUGGAGAAAACCUUGGAUUCGGUAGAAACCAGUAGUAAAACAGGUUCUGGCAAAUAUGAUUGGGUACCUAAAGGAGCUGAGAUGGUACUCAAAAGUGAUGAUUGUGAAUCGGAACACGAAGAUAUGGAGGACUGGCCACCCAAAGGAGCGGAGCGAGUACUGUGGAUAGAGGAAGAUUCAACUGAUGAGGAGGAGAAAGAAGAUUUCAAUGAACAGCUGAAUAAUAAUGCUGGUACUUCAGUUAAAAGUCCAGCUGGCACAAAGGCCAAGAAUUUUAAGACCACAAGAGCGCUCCAAGACAUCUCUGAGGCUUCUCAGUCUAGUUCUAAUGCUGAACAAAAACACAUGAUUUCUACUCUCGUUGCGGAAGACAAAGAACUAGUCCAUGAUGAUUCCAACCACAGAAGGAACCAUGAACAAGAGCCAUGUCUUAAUGAUUCCUCAAAUGUAAUGAAAAAAGAGCCCAAUAAUAAACCAACACAAACAUUGUCCCCCAGCCGCUGUAACAGCAAGAAAGUUCUGCUUGAAGUAAAUGGUUACCCAACUCUCACUCAAACUGAACCCUGUGAAGACCCAACAGAGAAGGUCGCUGUUGUUAACCAACCUAACGUCUGUGAACAAGGUCUUGCCCCAAAAAACAGUUCUUCGAUUAUUAGUAAAACUGAAGGCACCAACAGCAUAACUCAGAUUCAUACACGUUCUAACCACUUGGAAAUUCAAGAACAAGGAAUUGUUCUUGGAAACUCUGGCCCAAAAAAGAUUUUACCAUUUAUUAAACAAACAACCAAUAUCCAAGCAACAGUAUCCAACCAUCCUGACCAGAAUAAACAAAAUUUGAACUCCAAUAGUUCAAAUAUUAUCCAUCACGAGGAAUUGUCUGGACAGAAACAGACAGAAUCAUCAAUCUCUACAUCCUCCAACACUAAUGCUGUAGAAUAUGACGAAGCUGACGAAGAUAAUUAUGUAGACAUUGAUGGUGAUGUCCCAUGCCCUUUAUUGGAGGGUCAGACACCAGCUAUAUCUACUCCACCAGCAGAACAUCUGCCAAAUGCAGCCUCAAAGAAAACUGAUCUAAGUGGUUUGCAUCUUCUCCCUAUUAUACAAAAAUCAUUUUCUCAGAAUAAUAAGGUCUUCAAAUUUAGUAAACAGUUGGUCAGUUCUAGUGGGAUACCCAGAACUGCUAAUCAGGUAGAGGAGGAAGAUGUACCUGAGAAGCAAAAGCUUUUGAAAAACAAGUGGCUCCAGUUUCAGAAGGCAGACCGAGGGCUAUAUGUUGAUGACGAGGAUGAUGUCACUCAGGGGCACUUAAGUGAUGAUGGGAAACCAGGUAAUGAUUCUGAUUCAGACAGCAGUGAGGGUUCAAGUAAUCAUGAGGACGACGAGGAGGACUCCAGUAGUGAUGAAGAUUCCAGUGAUGAUUCAGAAUCUACCAGUAACAGUGAAACAGAAGAAAGUUUCGGCACAUCUAGUAAGGAAGAUGAUGCUGUUGAUGUUGAGUCAUUUGAAGAAAAUCAAGAAAAGAAGAUUAUCAGCAAGAUGAAAGCUGAAGUCAGGCAUUACAGGAAAUCAAAACAAAGAAAAGCAAAGAGAGCAGAUAAGUUCAGAAAAAAGAUUAAUCAUAGACCUAACACUUGUGACAAAAUGGAGUCAGAAAAUGAGCUAGCAAAGCGGCUAACUCAUACUGAGAAGGAACGUGUGCGCCGAGGUGAAAUGCGACAGUCCUUUGCUUCACUGAAAACAGCACUGAACGUUGAGGAAAAAAUGAAGAUGUGCAAACAUGACAUACUCAUUCAGGCACGGCUCAUGAUUCGUGCUCUGGAGGUCCGGAACCAAACUUUAGAAGAGAGGAAAAAGGCAUUACUUCAGCGACAGUCUGCCUAUAUCAGUACAAUAGCACAGCUAUCUGGAAAGACAGAGGAAAUGGUCAAAAUGAAUUUCAAAGAAAACUGUGAGCAAGAAAAAUGUUGUGACAUCCAAAACCCAGUGCCAGCUUCAGUGACAAGUCCUGAAAUAAACACCAGACUGCUAGACGGUGAAGCGAAUCAGCUCCCACCUCGUCUUGGACAGUGGAAAUCUAAUAAUUGCUUGCGUCAAACAGCUAAGAAAUCCUCUGUGCAGCCUUCUGUAACUCCCUCAGUAAGAAAGAGAAGAAAAGUUCUUAGGACAGACGCCAUGGAAGACUGCAAGCAAGAAAAGUGGCUUGAUGUCCAAAACCCAAUACCAGCUUUGGCGUCAGCUCCACAAAUAAACCCCCGACGUCUAGACAGUGAAGGCAACCAACUCCCACCUCGUCUUGGGCUGUGGAAAUCUGUUAAUUAUAUACGAAAAAGAUCCAAGAAAUCCUGUCAACAGCCAUCCAUUACUACAGCAGCUGUGGAUGAGAGUUCAAACACUUGCAUGUCAAGUCCUGUGUCACAGGGCACCCAUGUGAUCGGACCCUUACCCUCAGAUAAAUCAGAGAACUUUAUCUUGAAGCUUGUGGCACAGAACCCCACUAGUCUACCUCCAGUACUGAACGAUAGAAAUCUCUCAGCAGACCCCCAGCCAUCAGGCCUGAAUACAGUGCCGCAACUUGAUCAGAGAGCAUUAGACCUAUCAUCAGUACCAAGCUCAAAAACUGCACCCAUUCAAGCAGCGACGGGACCAUUCACUUUGCCGAAGAUUGUAUUACAGUCUUUUGCGAUGGCUGAUCCUGUUGCAAAGCUUCAGCUUACAAGUCUUGAAAAGACUCCUCUGCCAAGUUCCCCUCAAGCCUCAGAGUCUGCAGUAAACUCACUGGAUGUUACCUUAGAUGCACAAGACGAAGAGGCAGGAACAGAAACGGGUGACUCCGUAAAGAUCUGCGAAGAAACUGAGAAAUCUUUGGGGUCUGAGGAAUCGAAUGAGGAGAACCCAAGUUCAUCCCCACCAGUCAAUAAGAACUGCAUCCAAAAUAUUACUGUGACCGAGUCAGAAAAAGACAAACCGGCUGCUGAAGGUUUGGUGAAAUUGAGGAAAAAGAGGGCAAAACGUGAUGUGAUCAUAGAGGAUGCCUUGUCUAACCCUGAUGCCUUAGGGCCCAGAAUGCUUAGGAACAGAUCUCCUGCUACCAACAGAAUGUCCACAAGGAGUACCCCAAAGAAAAAAAGGUAGAGGGUUACUUAGAAGUGCGGUGGCAUGUGAACUUUGCUAAACUGCGGCUUGUCCUUGUUCCUAAAUACAUGCCUGAUGUAUUUUUGAUGCAUUUCUGGGGCUAAAGAGGGAUUGCAAUGAACUGUUCUCAGAAAUCCUGUAUUUGUUCCUGCUCACAAAUCCAAAGAUAAGGAUAAAAGGAUCGAUACCUCUCAUUUGAUGGCUGUGCCUAGUCCAUCAAUAAUGUACUGUUUAUCUUGCCCCCUCUUGAGAAUGCUGCACGUUUGACUGAGCUGAGGAUUUCUUAAAGAAUACAAACAGUAUUUGAACAAAACAUUAAAUUAAUGUCUGAAUACAUGUUAUCAUUUGGUAAUAGUCCAAUGAAUCCCAUAUUGGGGUAAUGUUAUUAAUAAGCAACUUAGUUUUGUAUGUUCUCUAUUAUGUACUGCAUUGUUCAUAGAUUUGCAUUUGCUAAUCGGGAUUUCAGGGAGUAGAUUAGUUUACACUGUAUAUACAUUUUUCAAUCAUGUUUUUUACUGUGUUGAUUUUCUAAAUCAGUUAACCUUUGUCAGGAUAAAUGAAACCAUCUUCAAAAGUCAUGUCUCAUGACUGGAAAAAAACAAUUACUGUUUUCAAUAAAGCAUGCAAAGGAAAAAAUGUGCAAAAUGAACAAUUUCAUAAAAACAUCCCAGUUUUUUUUAAUGAACGUUAUACUGUGAUACCUGUUCUGUUGUUUAUUAAGUAGAUUAACUUUUUCACGUUAGUGUGUAUUUUUUUUUUGUUUGUUUGUUUUUUUGUAUAACAACUUGUUGGGCAGCAUUUUAUUUCAGUAAUAAAAUGCAUGGAUGUCAAAUAGACUUGCCUGUGUUUAGGAAAAUAUACACUGUCAAAUGAUAUUGUUCUCCUGAACUCGGUGAUGUUGAUCAAGGAAUGGACAGUUACAGCUGAAUAAAAGAAUGCAUGGUUCGCCUGACUGCAUUGUACAUGAAAAUGUGAAGGCCAGCUGUGUAUGUGAAUAAAGCCUGUGAGUUGUGAGGAGCAGUCUGUCCCAAAUUAAA
Molecule: messenger RNA, 9361 nt
Organism: Pygocentrus nattereri (red-bellied piranha)
Lineage: Eukaryota; Metazoa; Chordata; Actinopteri; Characiformes; Serrasalmidae
Gene: magl
Product: MAX dimerization protein MGA-like
Exons: 27
Coding region: 168-8324 (2718 amino acids)
Biological process (GO): cell fate specification; regulation of transcription by RNA polymerase II; positive regulation of DNA-templated transcription
Cellular component (GO): MLL1 complex; nucleus
Molecular function (GO): DNA-binding transcription factor activity, RNA polymerase II-specific; RNA polymerase II cis-regulatory region sequence-specific DNA binding; protein dimerization activity
Source: RefSeq, a predicted model, not a curated record